CACUCCCGAGCUAGCUCCACCCUUUGCGCCUUCUCUCCUACCUCACACUUUUCUUGCAGAGCCCCCAUCCCAGCGGCCUUUGCGUGAACAAAAUGGCAGCCCCCGUGCCUCGGAGGUUGUCUUGCUUAUCCAAAGCUUUGGGAUGGUGGUCUCGGCAGUCACUCUUGAUGACUCAGUCUACAGCUGUAGUUCCAGUAAGAACUAAAAAACGUUUCACACCUCCUGCUUAUGAACCCAAAUACAAAACAGAAAAGGAGUUUAUAGAAUAUGCCCGGAAAGCAGGAUUGGUUAUUCCCCCAGAACGUUUGGAUCGGCCCAUACAUGUGGCCUGUACAGCUGGUAUCUUUGAUGCUUAUGUUCCUCCUGAGGGUGAUGCUCGAAUGUCAUCUCUUUCAAAGGAAGGACUGAAACAGAGAACUGAGCGAUUGAAGAAAAAUGCAGCAUCACAAUUGUCAAUCCGGAAGAUAAAAGAAUUUGAUGCUAAUUUUAAAACAAAGGACUUCCCUGAAAAAGCUAAGGAUAUUUUCAUAGAAGCACACCUUUGUCUAAACAACUCAGACCAUGACCGGCUUCAUACUUUGGUAACUGAACACUGUUUUCCGGAUAUGGUCUGGGACAUCAAGUAUAAGACUGUCCGCUGGGGCUUCGUGGAAUCUUUAGAGCCGGCCCAGGUGGUGCAGGUUCGCUGCUCGAGUAUGGUGAACCAGAGCAACAUGUAUGGCCAGGUUACUGUCCGCAUGCACACACGGCAGACUCUAGCCAUCUAUGAUCGGUUUGGGCGGUUGAUGUAUGGACAAGAAGAUGUACCCAAGGAUGUCUUGGAGUAUAUUGUGUUUGAAAAACACCUGCUGAACCCCUACGGGAGUUGGAGAAUGCAUGGCAAGAUUGUUCCCCCAUGGGCACCCCCAAAGCAGCCCAUCCUUAAGACGGUGAUGAUUCCUGGCCCCCAGCUGGAAUCUUGGGAAAAAUGUGAAGAGGCACAAAGAGAGAACCAUAAGUCUCAGCUAUAGCCUGACGACAAAAAUGACUCUUGGGGUAAAGCACUGGUGAUGAUGAUUCUGGACGUUGUGAAGUCAUCCAUCUCUUUCAGACCACUCCUGUUUCCUCCUGCCCUGCUUGGAUCUUUUGAGCAGAUUCAUCCUUACAACCAUGUCUGAUGGCUGGGCCCAGGUCGUUGGCUAGUAUGCAUAGACAUGGACCUUUUUUCUUUUUAAAAUCAUAUGUCUAGCUUCUGAGUCUAGAUGAAAGACAAUAUGUUUCACUGAACAAACAUCUGUACUUUUUUUCACAGCAGAGACUGUGGGAGCUAAUAAGCAACAUUCUUUUGUAAUCACUAGGCAGAGAUCAGAGUUUGAAAUAAAAUACUACUAGAGUGUUGGACAAAUUUUGGUGUUGUGCCUUGUGUGGUGACACUCACCUGUAAACCCAGUGACUUGGGAGGCAAGAAGAUUGUAAGUUUGAGGCCAGCCUAGGCAACUUAACAAGAUCCUGUUUCAUAACAAAAAAAGAAAAAGACUAGAGAUGUAGCUCAAUGGUUAGAUCACCCCUGGUUUCAUUUUUUCUUUCUUUUUUUUUUUUUUUUUUUUUUUUUGUGGGUUCUCUAUAUUUUCCCCAGUUGAGAUUCAACUGGGGGAAUAGGCCAACCUUCAAGUGGAGAAGUGGAAGAUAAGCCUAGUUGUGAGUGGUCUGACUUCUAGGAAAUCCAGACUUGGGAGAAUAAUUAGUGUUCAUAAAAUUGGGUAUCACUUAAGAGGGUCUUUUUCUCAUAGAGUGACUUACUGAAUUAGCAUUUAUACUUUGUAGAAGAAUAUAAAUAAAAAGAAAUAAUUUAUUCAUUA
Molecule: messenger RNA, 1838 nt
Organism: Marmota monax (woodchuck)
Lineage: Eukaryota; Metazoa; Chordata; Mammalia; Rodentia; Sciuridae
Gene: Mrpl45
Product: mitochondrial ribosomal protein L45
Exons: 8
Coding region: 93-1010 (305 amino acids)
Cellular component (GO): mitochondrion
Source: RefSeq, a predicted model, not a curated record